This is a messenger RNA of Haliotis rubra (blacklip abalone), 1191 nucleotides long. Its product is annotated as neuronal acetylcholine receptor subunit beta-3-like. Gene Ontology annotation, cellular component: synapse; neuron projection; membrane. Lineage: Eukaryota; Metazoa; Mollusca; Gastropoda; Lepetellida; Haliotidae. Gene Ontology annotation, molecular function: transmembrane signaling receptor activity; neurotransmitter receptor activity; extracellular ligand-gated monoatomic ion channel activity. Gene Ontology annotation, biological process: signal transduction; monoatomic ion transmembrane transport; chemical synaptic transmission. The transcript has a single exon. The record is from RefSeq and is a predicted model, not a curated record. The coding region runs from base 1 to 1191 and encodes 396 amino acids.
AUGUCUCCAGUCCAUCUGAUCUUCUUCUUCGUUGUUUCAACGAGACAGAUGGCAUUGUCUGCCACCAUUGAUGACUUAUAUCGUCUUCGUCAUCACCUAUUCGUCAACUACACCUCAGAUGUAAGGCCGUUACUAAAUCAGUCACAACUUCUACAAAUGGAUGUCAGUUUCCGAUUCAUGAGAAUCCAUCGCAUUGACAACACACAAAAGGAGUUCUCCAUCCGCGGACUACUGUCCCUUGCUUGGAAGGACGAGUUCCUGUCUUGGAAAUCUGCUGAAUUUGGAGGUCUGGGACACUAUCACCCGAAGAAGGGGGAGAUCUGGAUUCCAAGCAUUCUCAAUGAAGACGGUGUUGGAAACCAAGAGGUUAUGGAGACGAUAACAAGGCGUGUGUUGUACAAAAACGGAUCAGUUGUGGUUCAUGUUCCUGGGUAUUUCUCAACCUUCUGUUAUUUUGACAUGACGUAUUUCCCGUUUGAUAGUCAGAGUUGUGAAAUCAAACUGAACUCCUUAGAUUAUUUUGCUGAAGAACUGGAAUUCCGUCUUGUUUCUAAACAAGUGACAAAAAUUGGGAAAUAUAACACAGAUGCUGAAUGGACUGUGGUCUGGGCUACUAUGACAAGUAAACAAAUAGCCAUUCCUCCACAGAGCUAUACCAGUGUUCGCAUCUUGUUCCAGUUAAGCAGAAAGCCUUUGUUUGCCAUCUUGAACAUCGUCAUCCCCAUCGUCACCAUCUCCGUCCUCAGCAUGAUGGUGUUCCUCGUCCCCGUGGAGUCUGGGGAGAAGUUGUCCUUCUCACUGUCAGCGUUGUUGUCACUGGCAGUCUUCAUGAGCUUCAUCAGUGAACAGAUUCCUGCAUCGUCGGAGAAACCGCCACUGCUGGUCAUCUACCUGACGUCGAUGGUUCUGCUGAAUGCUAUGUCAGUCGCCAGUACAGUUCUCGUCUUGCUAUGCCAUCACCGAGGAGCUUCUACCAAGGAGCCCAAAGAAUGUAACAGUUCAUCCAACCCGAAUACCACUGGUAAUGUGAUGGAGAAACCUGGAAUACUAAAUUCGUUGAUCGGCUGUGGGAAGAAUAAGAAACAUAUGUCAGCCACCCGUGCCUUGAACAACACGCUGCUUCUGCUGUUUAUGGGAGUUGUGAUUGGAAUUACUAUUGGUGUCAUGGCCCGAAUGACGAAUAACAACUGA